UUUUUCUUAUGUUUUAUGUCUACCGUCGGUGGGUCAGACUAUUCAGCUAUGUAACUUUAUAUAGAAAUAGACAAUAUUGUACGAGCUAAGUCGAAAUUCACGGAAAAUACGACUGUUUUGUUUAUUUUAUGGUUAAAUAGUUCUGAAAAAAAUAUUUACAAAGUUCAUUUUGAGUUGUAUACCUAAAAUGGGUACUAAUUUUGUAAGUUUCUUCAACAAAACUAACAACAUUAGCAAGUUACGAACAAAAUACUUUGUACGAAAUUUGCAUUACAUCCAAGGACAGGAACCAACACCAAAAGUUCGUGAAUAUUUUUAUUACAUUGACCACGAAGGAAUGCUCUUUUUAGACGAUGCCAAAAUGAAGAACUUUACAUCUUGUUUUAAGGAGACAAAAUUUUUAAAAUUUUUUUUCACACGCAUCAAAAUUAACAAGACUGAUCGCUAUAACCAGGAAUUUCCUUUUAUAUCAUAUUGUGGUAGAGAGAGGAAUUAUAUACGUUGUGAUGAUCUGCCAAUUGUGUUCACUCAAGUAAUCAAGUGUCCAGAUGGGAACGAUAUGCUUGCGUAUGCCCACGCAGGUAAGGAGCUGAUAACUCAGUUUCACCCAGAUAAAAUAUUUAUGAAACCCGAUUCUGGCAGGGUUUAUCAUCCAGCGUGGCCAGAAGUCGGUGGCAUUGGACUUGUUCGGUCCAAAUUGGCUAUAGAAAUUUGUAAAUACUUUGAAUUUGAUAAAGGAGAAGAUAAUCCACCAACACACUUUACGUGGAAUGGCCAACGACUACAUUUAGACAACGAGUGGAUUAACGACACAAUAAUCAAAGAAAGGGUUGCACAAUAAUACUUUUACUUUUACUGUGAUAUUUUGUACAUAAAUAAUAUCUCAUCUAUCUAUAUUAAAACUACUCUAUGCUAA
Eupeodes corollae is the source of this 916-nucleotide messenger RNA. Its product is annotated as UPF0598 protein CG30010. The transcript is spliced from 3 exons. NCBI's taxonomy places the organism in Eukaryota, Metazoa, Arthropoda, Insecta, Diptera, Syrphidae. The record is from RefSeq and is a predicted model, not a curated record. The coding region runs from base 188 to 841 and encodes 217 amino acids.